AUGGAGGCCGGCCUGCGCGCGCUUGGCCACCGCUACUGCGGCGGCGGCGGCGGCGGCGGCAGCCUCGGCGGGUUCGCCGCCGCUCGUGCCACCCACCUCCGGCGCCAGCGCCGCGCGGCCGCCUUCUGCUCCCGUGAGUGGCGAGAGACUGUCACCCCCUCCCGUUCCAGUGUGUCUGUGUCUCUGACGUCCCUCGCGCUUGCAAACGUUUCUGCAGUUGCUGUUAAUGGAGAUGGGAAUGGCGCCGCGGGUGGCCCCGUGGGGAGCGGCGUCGAGGUGGCGCGCGCCAGGAGGAUGCUUCACGUCGUGCUCGUCUCGCCGCUGAUACCAGGAAAUACAGGGUCCAUUGCAAGGACAUGUGCUGCAUCUGCAGUUGGCCUGCAUCUUGUCGGGCCAUUAGGUUAUAAGGUAGACGACACGAAAUUGAAGCGCGCGGGAUUGGAUUAUUGGCCAUAUGUUGUUGUCAAGAUUCAUGACUCUUGGGACCAUUUCUGUGAUUAUUUCAUGAAGCAGGAAGGAGAUAAAAGGCUGUUGGCAUUCACCAAAAGAGGCACAAAAAUCCAUUCAGAUUUCUCCUACAGGCCAGGGGACUGGCUAGUCUUUGGUUCUGAAACAAAAGGAUUGCCUCAACAAGCCCUUGAGGAUUGCUGUAAAGAAGGCCUAGGUGGUGGAACCCUCCGAAUUCCCAUGGUGGAAACCUACGUCCGGUGCCUGAACCUCUCCGUCAGCGUUGGAAUCGCACUGUAUGAAGCAGCUAGACAGCUGAACUACGAACAGCUUCAGUACCAGCCUCAGCUCCCAGAGGAAGCACAGGGGCUAUUCCCAGCAGAGGACAUUUAUGCAUGA
Miscanthus lutarioriparius is the source of this 846-nucleotide messenger RNA. NCBI's taxonomy places the organism in Eukaryota, Viridiplantae, Streptophyta, Magnoliopsida, Poales, Poaceae. The record is from the annotation of a GenBank genome assembly.